AUGUCGUUCGGCGCUUUCUUCCUCAGAAUAAUCGGUGUCGGUGAGGCCAGGAUUGGCAUGAUAUGGUUUAUGCUGGCUAUUCUCCCAAAUAUCGUUGUUCUCAUCGGUUGCGCCUCGCCCAACACGCAAUCAGUCUAUCUCUUCAAAGUCGGAGGUGCGGACCUUGUCAAUGCAACCGCCAAUGUGACUGGCAUCUCUCCAAAUAAGCUCAAAACGGUUGAGCUUCCAGAAUACUGGUACUGGGGACUCUCAGGUGUAUGCAUGAACGUCAAAACUAGGUCUUUGUUUGGUGAUGAAGAGAAGAUCACCUGCAAACAGAGCUUCCCACCCGUCUUCACCGUUGAAGACAUGAUCUCCUUCGCCGUCGAAACACAACUUGGUGACAACAAAAACACCUCGGUCAAAGCCAAAAUGAUGGAACCAUGGAAGCAUGCACUUGUAAAGAUCGAGGACCGUCUUGUCGACCCUUCCCGCCCCAGGGAUCUCAUGAGAGCUGCGGCAGCUUUUUGUGUCCUUUCCACAAUUCUUUCCCCCAUUAUUAUGAUCCUCACAGUGUUGUACUUUACCAUCCUGCGCGACUAUCUGAAACGUUGGAUGCUUUAUUCUCUCGCUUUUCUUGACGCACUGUUGUUCACUGGCGCAGGUGUUAUGAUUGGCUACGCUAUGCGCGAAGGUCCAAGAGGCAUCAUCGAGCUUGCUGGUAUGCCCCAGAGCGGUAUGUAUGGUCCGGGCAACACUGCUUUUACUUUGGGUGCUCUGGUCAAGUACAUUGCUAUCGAGCUGUUCUUGGUUCUUUUUCUUUUGGGAUUGUUUCUUGUUCUUUGGCUUAUUUAUUGCUGUUUGCUCUGCUGUGUUGAUGAUAGAGAGAGGGUCAAGGUCAAGAUCAUCCACGAGUACUUCCCGCAACACUGA
Molecule: messenger RNA, 912 nt
Organism: Fusarium graminearum PH-1
Lineage: Eukaryota; Fungi; Ascomycota; Sordariomycetes; Hypocreales; Nectriaceae
Exons: 3
Coding region: 1-912 (303 amino acids)
Source: RefSeq, a predicted model, not a curated record